Molossus molossus (Pallas's mastiff bat) is the source of this 447-nucleotide messenger RNA. Its product is annotated as ferritin light chain-like. The transcript has a single exon. Gene Ontology annotation, molecular function: ferrous iron binding; ferric iron binding. Gene Ontology annotation, cellular component: cytoplasm. NCBI's taxonomy places the organism in Eukaryota, Metazoa, Chordata, Mammalia, Chiroptera, Molossidae. Gene Ontology annotation, biological process: intracellular iron ion homeostasis; iron ion transport. Bases 1 to 447 code for a protein of 148 amino acids. The record is from RefSeq and is a predicted model, not a curated record.
AUGAGUUCCCAAAUUUGUCAGAAGUAUUUCACAGAAGUGGAGGCCAUUGUCAAACCCCUGGUCAACCUGCAUCUGCAGGCCUCCUACAACAACUUUUCUCUGGGCUUCUCUUUCAACCAUGACGAUAUGCCUCUGGAGAACAUGGGACACUUCUUCAGAGAAUUGGCCAAGGAGAAGCUCAAGGGGACUAAGCAUCUCUUGAAAAUGCAAAACCAAUGUGGUGACCACUCUCUGUUCCAGAAUGUGUUGGAGCUGUCCCAAGAUGAGUGGGGUAAAACUCAGGAUACCAUGGAAGCCAUCCUGGACAUAGAGAAGAACCUGAACGAAGCGCUUGUAGAUCUGCAUGCCCUGGGCUCUAUACACACAAACCCCCAUCUCUGUGAUUUCCUGGAGAAUCAUUUCCUGGAUGAGCAGGUAAAAUUCUUCAAGAAAUGGGCAACCACCUGA